CUCCUCUCUUUGCGUUUGCUCUCACAUUCGUUCAUCGAGUGCUGCGAAGGUUGAAAUCCGCAACCUUCUCUUUAGUGCCUCUCUUUUGAAAAGCUAUGGUUAUUUGGUCGCGAUGACCGUCGCCGCCCUUGCUGACCACCCGAAGAAGCUGACUCCCAGCCGUGUCCGGAACACCAGCUGGGCAGAUGGCCUUCGAGGAAUAGCCGCAGUUGGUGUGGUCGCCAGUCACACGACCCUCUGUUUCGCCAGAUAUAUCGUACCUCCGUCCUUCGGUGAAGACGGCUCAGUCGCUCUUUUCCAACGCCCGUUCUUUCGUCUGGUAGGCCAGGGUCAAGCAUUCGUCGCGAUCUUCUUCGUACUUCUCGGAUUUGUCAAUUCUUUGAAGCCAGCAACUCUAGCGCGUUCCGGCGCAGUGAGUGAUGCCCUCAACACGUUAGCGACAAGCGCGUUUAGGAGGACUGGGAGACUAGUAUUUCCAGCAGCGGCUGUCACUGUCAUUGCGUGGUUCUUCUGUCAAUUCGGUGCCUUCAAAAUUGCUAAGAAAACGGACGCGUACUGGUUGAGUGCGACGAGUCCACAGCCUAGUCCGUCAUGGCCUGCUGCAGUCGGGGAUCUGGUACGCCAACUGAUCUCGACAUGGGUCUAUGGAGACAACCAGUAUGACCAGCCGCAAUGGGCACUCCUGAGCCUCUUCAAGGCUUCAUUAUAUGUCUUCAUGACCUUACUGGCAACGGUCAACACGUCGCCUAGAUUCCGUCUUACUGCGGAGAUCAUCUUGUACAUGUGGAGCUGGGCGACUAAUGACUGUAUUGUCGGUAUUAACGCGUUUGCCGGUAUGAUACUGGCCGAAUUAUCUCUCCUUCCUCCACCGAGUCCAAAAUCCCUCCUUGUCGAAAUUAUACCAUAUCCCUUCGCUAUUUUGGGUUUAUACCUAUGUUCAUUCCCGGAUGAAUUCUAUGAACAGACCGCAUGGACAAGACAACUAUGGCAAAUCGGCCUGGCAAUCUUUCCAGCCGGCGCGAACAUGGGGCGUUUCUUUGCUGGCAUAGGUGCCCAGAUGUUGUGCUUCGCCAUUUUGUUCUCACCUUCUAUGCGACAUGCCCUUUCGAAUCGCUGGCUACUCUGGCUGGGCGAAAUAAGCUUUCCGAUCUACCUGCUGCACGGUCCUUUGAUGCGGUCGGUCAUGACUUACAUGUUGUUCCUACCAUCAGCUCUCUUUUUCAAACCUGCUGUCUUGGAGGAUGGCACACCGGAUCCCAACUCGGCGAUUCCCAUCCCGAGCUUCCUGAAGCUAAUGAUAGUGUGUCCUAUCUUCUUCGCCUUCUUGCUCGUGGUUGCCAGGCUGUGGUUGCGGAAAGUAGAGCCAUACUUCGGAACCGCGACAAACGCCUUCGAGAAAUUUGCUCGCACAUGGGGAAGAACACCAAGUGCUAAUCGUGAGAAAGAGAAACUGGACGGAAAUGGUGGUCUGUUGCCCACGGUGGUGAUCAGAAACUGUGUCUCGUGACCUGCCAGAAUUCCCUCGUUCUUCGUUUUGGACACAGGCGUUCCGUUCCACGUGGGAAGUUUUGGUUGUUGGGGAUGGAGUUGUCAUGAUCUCCCAGAGGUUAUUUACUGGAUUCAUUCCUUUAGUGAUACUGAUAUACUCCGGAGUAUAUG
Messenger RNA from Paecilomyces variotii, 1659 nucleotides. RefSeq names its product acyltransferase 3. Gene Ontology annotation, cellular component: membrane. Gene Ontology annotation, biological process: polysaccharide biosynthetic process. The coding region runs from base 113 to 1507 and encodes 464 amino acids. Gene Ontology annotation, molecular function: acyltransferase activity, transferring groups other than amino-acyl groups. NCBI's taxonomy places the organism in Eukaryota, Fungi, Ascomycota, Eurotiomycetes, Eurotiales, Thermoascaceae. The transcript is spliced from 3 exons. The record is from RefSeq and is a predicted model, not a curated record.